This is a messenger RNA of Chrysoperla carnea, 2530 nucleotides long. RefSeq names its product protein FAM117B-like. The transcript has 6 exons. The record is from RefSeq and is a predicted model, not a curated record. Lineage: Eukaryota; Metazoa; Arthropoda; Insecta; Neuroptera; Chrysopidae. Bases 211 to 1500 code for a protein of 429 amino acids.
AAGCUAAAUUUCUGACAACUCAAACGUAUCAAUAGUGGCACUGUAGCUUAGCCAAGCAGACAAUGAAAAAUUUACGAAAAGUACAAUAACUUGUCAGUAUUUAGCUGACAAUUUAUAUGUAAUCAAAAAGACUUAUACAAUAUGUUAAGUCGAUGUGUUAUGUAAAUAGCGGUGUUUAAUGCCAAAUAAUACACCUGUCUUGACUACAAAAUGUCGGGUCAGAGAAUUCAUCACAAAUCAUCGCCCAGCUCACUGAAACAGGGUCCGAUGAAAGCAACAAUUCCAAUGAUAUCGCUGUUCAAACAGCAAACGACCAAUUUGAGAAAAAGUAAAAGCAACAGCCCGACAUUAUCACCUACAAAUGCCUGGAAAACAAGAUCACCUGACCAUUCAUCUGGACAGAGGAGUCCAGGUUCUACUUGCUAUAAAGUAAAAUCAAAAACUUUGAAUGGAGGAUGUUCGGGUGGAAAUAAUUCUGCUGUGAUAAGACGUACGGCUUCUUUGGAUACUAUUUAUCUAAAGGGUCAGUGGCCGCGAGACUGUUUUUAUAUGUAUACCAGUUAUUUACAAGUAGAUAAAGCGACACAAACUGAUGAUUGGAUUGGAACGGAGGUACGAAAACCACAUCGGUAUGUUGAUGCUUGUGGUGGUGCUGAUGACAAGUUAAAAAUGAUUCGACAUAAGCUACAACGAAAUGCCCAAAGUGUUGGUCAAAGGGAACGUUUAACUUUACCAACACCUGGUGCAAUACCUGGCGAUCAUACUGUUAUCUAUACGUUACCAACAACCAGCUCACAAACAACAAAUACCCCAAGUACAAUUUUAUCUCCAACAAUUAAGGCUAGUCCAGUAAACAUUCCAGUUAAGCCAUUGGCGCGACCAAUGCGAAGUUCUAUAGAAGGGCUUAAUCAAGAAAUUGAGGGAUUGGUAUUGAAGGCGACUGGCACUCCUGGUGCAUUAUUUACAGAUCGAUGUGAAGAUGAAAAGUUUCAACAAAAUACACCAGAAGGGCAUAGAGCGCCAUUGGCAGAUUUAUUACGAUCAACAAGAUCUGUAAAUACUCAAACACCUGCGGCUUCUGAAUUGUUAGGUAGCUGUCAAUCAUCAGGACAUUCGUCUAGAGAAUCACAUUCUCCUUCUUUCAUUCUUGGAUUAAUUGACGAAUCAAGAACAUCUAGUGAUCAAGGUGGAAGUCAAGGUUCAUCACCGGAUCAAGAAUAUGGGAAAUUAGGUACAUCACCACAUAUAAAUCGUUUUUUGGCACGUGAGCCACCGGAUGGAUGUGAAAAAGUUAAUUUAAAAUUUAUGGAGGAUUCAGCUCGACGACCUGUGAUUGAUCUCUGUCCAUUGAAGCCGAACGUCACGUUCCAAUUAAAACCAAGCCAGGGGUCAGCAUUUUAUCCACUUCAACAACUUCCCUCCCCUACUGGACCUCCCGAUGACGCCAAUCCCCUGCCAUUAGUGCCACCGGCCGCGCGCCCCCCAGCUGACCGGCCAUAGACUGAUUGCGGCUGUGCAUUAUAAUUAUUAUUAAUAAAUAUUAUUCUAUUUACCAAAUAAUUUUCAAGUUAGAGGAAGUAUUUUUAGGUUGAUAUUACAUUUUUUUUUCUUUUUUGUAAUAUAAAAAUAUUAUAUGAUUCAUAGGAUUUAUUAUUGUUAACCAGGGCUGCCACAAACCUGGAAAACUUUGAAAAAAACACCUAAAAAUUACAUUGAAAUAUUUUAAGUACCUUAUCAGAGAAUAUGUUUUAAAAUUGCGUUUAAGAUUGGAACAUGAAAAUUUUUGUUUUGUAAUAAAAUUGUAAAAAACAUGACACUUGAAGUGCCUUUUCGCUUUGACAAUGUGAAUGUCAUGAAAAGGUCAUAAUUCCAAAUUAAGACAGUUAGCGCUAAGUGAAAAAAGUUCUACUUCGAUUAUUAUCUCUAAAACAAAAGCGCCCUUAUUAGUCGAUUUUUCCGAAAAAUUUAACAUUGAAAAAUAAAAUUUUGUUUAAAAUUACAGUGACUCGGUUCGAUAAACUUCGAUAUUAUUACGCUUUUUACGCUUAAUUUUAUUUGAAUAUCAAUAUCUUAAUAAUCGAGAUCUUAAUGAUUACAAGAGCAAAACAUGUCAGGUUUUUAAAAAUAUUUAAUGUAUCUCAAAAAAAUUAAGUGGAAAUAGUUAAAAAAUAUCGAAAUUUUUAUUUCUUCGAUACCCAAAAUAACGUCACAGAAUUAUUUCAUAAAUUGUUUUGAAUCUGUUUAUUUGUUAUAAAAGACUCAUCUGUUAUAAAAUGAAUGUAGCAACUAUUUAAAUAAUAUUACUAGAUUAAAUCUCGGAAUGUUUUAUCAUAUUUGUUUAAUAGAACACUAAUUUUUCAUGUUCGAUUUGCACUUGGUCGGUUUUUGAAAAUCCUAGUCAUGGAAUUUCAUUUAAUUUUUUUUGAAAUUGUGGCUUCCCUCUAAUUAACCUUACAAUAAUAUCGUGCAAUUAUUCUUCAAAUUAUUAUUUAGGGUAAACGAAAACAUUAAGAAACAUCCAAAGCGACUA